AUGCCUUUCCAGGAAAUCACCAGAGGCUUCUCUAACUUUGGCUUACGUGCUUCUUUACGUAGACGUCUGGGGAGAAAUAACACACUGACAAAAAGCAGACCUCUCAUCCUUACUAAGACAUUGGCUGUCUCCGAUGGAGAGCUGAAUGUGUUAGAGCCAGUGAAGCGUGCAGGAACACAAUGCUCGAGCAGCAACUCCAACCUACCAAGUGUGCCCGGUGGCAGGGCUAAUGGAGUGGGUCGGGUGGCCAGCUGGGCUGUCAGCUUUGAGAGGCUGUUGGAAGACCCACUGGGAGUGUAUUACUUCACUGAGUUCUUAAAGUCAGAGGUCAGUGUGGAGAACAUUCUUUUCUGGCUGGCAUGUGAGAAUUUCCGCCAGAUACCAGCCCAUAAUACUGAAAAGCUGAGUAAGGAGGCUCUUUUAAUCUACAACAGUUUCCUGUCCAAAAAUGCUACCAGUCCUAUCAAUAUUGAUGACAAAGUCCGGGUGGAUGAGAAAGAUGUACAAAACCCUUAUCCUGAAAUCUUUCAGAAGGCUCAACAACAGAUCUUUAAGCUGAUGAAAUUUGACAGCUACACUCGCUUUGUGCGCUCACAGCUCUAUCAGAACUGCAUGCUGGCUAAUGUGGAGGGCAGGCCUCUGCCAGAGCCUGGCCAGGGCUUUACACCCACCAUCAUAAAACACAGCAGCAACCCGGCAACCAGGGAGCAGAACAAAUCAGAGCAGAAAUUCAAAGAGAAGCCAAAGGUCAUGUCAGGCAGAACUUCCGCAGAGUCUGAAGAUGUGGUGGAGAGGAGGAAGGUCCCUUUAAAAGGCAAGAUGAGCUGGGAGAAGCGCAAAGAGAAGAGAGGAUCCUGGGGAGAACCCUCUGUCACUGGGAGACCUGGAUCUUUACAUAGUGCAGAGAUGGAGAGGCUAGUAGCUCGCUCUACAGACUCAGGGAGUGAGGUUAAACCCACAGCCGACAAGUACUGCUGUGUGUUUCUACCUGAUGGCACGGCCUCGCUGACCCCUGCCCGACCUGGUCUCACUAUCCGCAGCAUGCUUGCAGGCCUGUGUGAGAAAAGAGGACUUCCCCUCUCUGACAUCAUUAUUUACAUGCAAGGGAAGGAAAAGCAGCCGCUGUCUCUGGACCAAGACAGCUCUGUGUUAAAGGAGCAGCAGAUUAUUCUGGAGCUACGGGUGACAUUUGCUGUGGAGGUGGCAUACACAGGUAAGACCAUGGCCAUGAGGGUGAAAUCUAACAAGACCCUACAAGAGGCGCUGUCCUCAGUGCUCCAGAAACACCGCCUCCGACCCCAGGAUGUCAUAGCUACCAUGAAAGGAAGCACAGAGCAGAUAAACAUGAACACGGCUGUCACCGACCUGGCCAAUAAGAUACUAAUCCUGGACAAAGUAAAAGGUGUUGACCAGGGUGUCAGUUCCAAGACGACUCCAGCUCUCAAUCUGCAGGCCCGCAGAGGUGCUGUCGAUGUUGAUAUGCAUGCCACAAGUUAUUGCAGACCCAAUCCCAGACAGAAGAACCCAGCUCUAAGAAGAACUUACGAUAUGGAAGGUCUGGUAGAGCUGUUAAACCGAGCUCAGUGCUGCAGUGCUGAUGACCAGCGUGGCCUCCUGAAAAAAGAAGACCUGACCCUGCCUCAGUUCCUCCAGCUUCCUCUGAUGGAAAACGAUGAGCUGGAACAGCAGGCCGAGCUAGAAACAGCAGCUCCCUCUGAUCUCAGAGAAUCUACAGAGAAACUGGAAGAACUGAGUUCAAAUCUGCUUUUAGUGGAACAAGACUCCACAGAUUCUUCUAGAUCUUUACUUUAUUUUGCAGAACCUGUAGACAAGAAACUUACUGAAAAUCAGUGUUCAAAUCCAGCCCGGGAAACAGAAGUAUAAGGUUAAUUCCUGCAAAAUGGAUGUCUCGUUAUUCUCAGACUACUUGCACUGAGCUUGGAAGCUGCUUUAGUAAUGUAUAGAUUUAUGGAAGGAGGACACUUGGCUUGAAUGUAAGAUGUUUACAGUGAAUGUAAAUCAGUACAGUGUUAAAGUCAGUUGAUUGUAUUUAUUUUAAAAUGAUUAUGAUGUUAAAUAUAAUCUGUGCUUUAAUGAAGACAAUGGCUGUAUAGUAUUUUACAAAAAAGAUCACUUGUUUAUGAGAAGAAAUGAUUGUGACUGCACAUCUUGGGGGCUGAAAUCAAAGCUUUUAAAGUAAUGGUAAGUGUUUUUAAAGAGGUCCCAACUCUGAACCUUGAGGAACUCCAAAAAAACAGAAGUUUCUUUUCAAAA
This is a messenger RNA of Trichomycterus rosablanca, 2274 nucleotides long. It is a transcript of the gene rgs14b, whose product is annotated as regulator of G protein signaling 14b. Gene Ontology annotation, biological process: cell division; spindle organization; signal transduction. Gene Ontology annotation, cellular component: nucleus; cytoplasm; plasma membrane. The record is from RefSeq and is a predicted model, not a curated record. Gene Ontology annotation, molecular function: GTPase activator activity. NCBI's taxonomy places the organism in Eukaryota, Metazoa, Chordata, Actinopteri, Siluriformes, Trichomycteridae. The transcript has 15 exons. The coding region runs from base 1 to 1884 and encodes 627 amino acids.